Papaver somniferum (opium poppy) is the source of this 1122-nucleotide messenger RNA. RefSeq lists its product as uncharacterized. Gene Ontology annotation, biological process: ubiquitin-dependent protein catabolic process via the multivesicular body sorting pathway. Gene Ontology annotation, cellular component: ESCRT I complex. Bases 111 to 764 code for a protein of 217 amino acids. Gene Ontology annotation, molecular function: ubiquitin binding. Lineage: Eukaryota; Viridiplantae; Streptophyta; Magnoliopsida; Ranunculales; Papaveraceae. The record is from RefSeq and is a predicted model, not a curated record. The transcript is spliced from 5 exons.
UAGACAGAAAUUUAGUACCCAGUCAGUUUGGUCGUCAAAUUUGAUUUCCAGAUCCGUUAAUCUGUUCUGAUACUCAGUUUUCUGUUUCUUGAUUAAUCAAUCGAUCGGGGAUGGAUUAUGAUUUUAGAGCAAGAACAGGACCACCGUAUGAUGCUCAUAAUAACUCCAUGUAUAGACCAGUAACAACUACGACUAAUUCAUCAAAUCAUGGCUCUUCACUUUACCCUAGAGUUGGACCUUCUGGUGGUCAUGGAGCUCUUCCUGCUCGCGCACCUUCUUUCCAGCAGAACACCUCUCCUUCUCCUUCCUCAGGAAUGGGGAUUAGGGUUGCAAUUAAACCAGAAUACAGAAUAACUCCACCUCCUCAGUUGUCGCCGGCUGUUGGAGAAAUUCCACGGAGCACUUUUCAGUUUGAUUUUGAUUUUGAGAAGAAAGUUCUUGCGGAGGCAGACAAGGAUGGCCAAAACUGGACCGGGUUUGCUCAGGAAAACCUUCCAUCUAGAACUACAGAAUCAACUUCUUCUGUGGGCUCUGUCACAGACCCAGUGGUGAGUAAAUACAUUGCUUCGGGACUAAGUCGAGAGGCUGUGCCGUUUGCAGUGGCAAAUUUUGGAGAUAAUCCCACCAAGGUUAGGGAAUUUGUUAACGGCUACAAUCUUCUCAGAGAAAUGGGAUUCCCUUCAAACAGUGUGGCUGAAGCCUUAGGCAUGUAUGAUAAUGAUACAGACAAGGCACUGGCUCAUUUCCUCAACAGCUCAUCAUAGUGAGGGAUAUACCCACAAUCAGAUGAGAUUAUUCAGUAUGAUAUGCUUGGUUGUUACUUAUUAGCUACAUUAGUACUGUUAUAUUCUGUUUAAUCGUAUUUGUGAAGUUUGUUCGACUCUACCUUUGCUGGCUAAACCAUAUAUGAAUGUAAAUAGAUGUGGUCUAUUUUGUACCUUAAUGAUGAACUGAUGAUUGCUGGCAUUACGUCAGUAAGUGCCCUAUAUUUGGAGCAAUACCGCUUACAGCAAGACACUACAUAUCCCUUGUAAUAGUUGAAGUGGGAAGAUUCGUUUCUUUCUUCUUUUAGAUGCACAUUUCCAUUCAAAUAAAGACUUCUUUUCACCAUGGGAAAUUAUU